Gregarina niphandrodes is the source of this 5943-nucleotide messenger RNA. RefSeq lists its product as hypothetical. The coding region runs from base 1 to 5943 and encodes 1980 amino acids. The record is from RefSeq and is a predicted model, not a curated record. The transcript has a single exon. NCBI's taxonomy places the organism in Eukaryota, Apicomplexa, Conoidasida, Eugregarinorida, Gregarinidae.
AUGCACUCGCCGAUUAAUGAGAGUCAGUCUGACCAUGGCUUUGAUUUAGAGGCGGAAGUGAGACGAGUGAAAGAUGUAUUGGACAGGACGGAUGAUCCGUAUGAUUGGUUUAAUUUGUUGCACGCUCAUGUGGAGUUGUUACGUAGUCGUUAUUGUAACGGUGAUUCAUCCCUUCCUAUCUGGAAGGUGGUGGCCCGGGAGGAUAUGUUUCCGUUGGCAGUAUCGAGACCGGUGUGGAACAUCUACCGCGAAGUAUAUGGCCAGUUGCGUAUCCAACUGGAUAAAAUCUAUGACGACGUUUCUGCCUGUCCAAAUAUUCUUUCGUCGCUUCCUCCCGUGAUUCGCAAGUCGGUAGUCAGUCUCGCUGCGCAGUUCCUGCAUACUGUGGCUCCGUUUUACUUGAGCUGGCAUGCCACCGAGUUGAAGCGGUCUGCGGUGCUGAAUACUCACAUGAACGAUGUCCAGAUGGUCGGAAGAGCAUGUGCGCAGGCACUGGAAGUUUUAUUGUACGUCCGAGAUCCGCUACAAAGAAGCUCGGUGGCCGGCGAAGCGGCCGAUCACUAUAGUGCCGCCCGUGACGGUAGCGACCUGACCAAUGCCGACGAUCAGCUUGUGGUAAACGAGGGCAACUGGGACGUGAUCGUUGGUCGUUCCGUCUCAAGUGCGAUGGAGAAUGGCCAGGUAUUAUGGCGGUACACGAAGGCGAAUAGCGUGGAAGACAUACUGGAGCACCAUCAGCAGAUUGUGGAUGCUAUCGGGAUUCAGAUUUGGUUGUGCCAGACCAGUCCGUCGGCGGUCCGAGAGUUCGACAAGUUCAUCAAGUCGGACCCGCCGCUGGUGGAGAAUCUGUUCUGCAUGUUGAGUCUAAUUAAAGACGCACACGUUGACACCCGCUUUGAUGCGACCAAUGGGACCGAUAGUGGUGCGAUAGACAGCGUACCGAGGUUGGAGUUACCGCGCUUGCGCACGGUUCGCAGCGAGGCGGAGAAGUUGUUGUGUGAAAUUGCUCAGGUGAGUGUGCGUAUGAGGAGCGUUUUUAUUGUGCGUGGUUUGAUCGAGGUGCUGCUGGACGACAGUGUCUCGCGCAGUACACGACGGACAUUGUCGACCAUUGCUGCCAUCUGCGAACAGCCGGAAGGCGCCGUCUACUUGCGCGCGAACGUUCCUCUCAUGGUCAAGAUUGCGCACAUGCCGCCUUGCGAGCCGUGGCUGGCCCUGGUCCGGGGCUUCGUCGUGCUUGACGACGAGACGCAGGAGGAGCAGCGGGCAGCCAAGGUCUCCGCCGUCAAGCGCCGCCUUCAAGACCUGUUGAGCCACAAAACUCUGGCCCUUCGUACUGCCUCGCCCCCAGUCGCGUCGGGUAACCUCGUGGACCAGUUGCUGGGGUAUGCAGAGAGCUUGGACCGGACGAGCGAGCAGCACGCGUGUGUGGCGGAUAUACUGCUCGCGAUGUGGACCUCUCUCGGAGCGGAGUUCGACGCGUAUGCCGAACGCGUGCUCCAGCUUUCGCGCGUCAGUUCACUUUACGGCGACGCUGUUUUUUGGGCAAGCUUGCUUUCCGGUACGCCCGUGGUCAGCAUGAUGUGUCUGCAGCCGAGCUUCGCCAUUCCGCCGGGUUCCGCGCUUCAUGCGAUCGAGGCCUGUCUGCACGACCCCUAUAACGCCGGCGUUGAACCCUUCCGCGGCGCUCUCACUGUUUUGGCAGCGGCCGUCGCGACCGGGGGCCCUUCGCAGUCCGAAUUCCGCGCCACACUGUCCAGUGCAGCCGUGUGCGACGAACAGCUCUCGCGCCUCGACUCACUCAUGGGCUGCCUGGCCACGCUCCUCAAAGGCGAGCAGUCCACUGACCAACCGGACGGAGCCCAGCCGAGCCAGGAUAAGUCGAGCAGGGAUCAGCCGAACCAGGACGAGCAGAGUGAGGAUCAGCGCAGUGAGAACGGGCACAGAGCCGAACAGCUCCAGGCGGUGCUGGACACGUUGUUGCUUUGGAGCUCGUCAUUGCGGGCAAUCCCGACGUUGGAGGAGACGAAUAGUCGCCGAAAAGCGCCGGUAGCUUUGUGGGAGAAUUGCCACUUCGAGAAGCGAGUGAUGUUAAACCAUCUGGACACGGUGGCGGCGGCGGCGCAGUACGUAGUAACUCACCCGACGGCACCGGAGGCGCUGGAGUGUGCGUUGUUCGUAGUGGGUGUGGUGGGCCGUAGCAUGCAGCUGGUGGAGGCGGCUGACGUCUACCAUACAGAAGAAGUUUUUAAAGUCUUUGCUCAGAGCGACUUGGACGUACUCAUGGCCGCAGUGCCACGACUAGAAGCGGCCAUCGGUGCCACAGGUGUCAGUGCCUGUACGACUCAACUCAAGAACAUUUAUCGUCUCGAACGAACACUCAUUUGCCCCAAGAAUGCCGCACCCGCUUUCCGAUGCCAACUCGGUGCACUCGAAGACCACUUCAAGGCUCUUACCAACUCCGCCAGCAAACUGCAACCUUGCACUCUCCUGCCGCUCAAUAAACAGUCCCUCUUCACUUUCCUACUAUCCUCAUACACCCCACAUACUCUACUCAAACUACUCAUCAGACACCGCAUACCCGCCUUCAAGACACUCGCACACGCACUCGCAUCUAACCGUAUCUCCGGCAACUGCACUACCGACCCGCAACUCCUGGACCUACUCACCAACCUAAACAAGAAAGUAGAUACCAUUGCAGAGACGCUCCACAAACAAAGCCCACUCUCUCCCUCCGCGGCGGCAAACUAUACGGAUCCACCCAAUGUGGUUCCACCCAAUGUGGUUCCACCCAAUGUGGUUCCACACAACGUGGUUCCUCACGCCCUCGCAGCUGACCUGACGGCUGCGGAUCUAAACCAACGUAACCUCGUCGUCGGCCCUAGCGACCGCCCGAGCAACGAACUUGGGGUCCUUGGCGUGAAGGGAACUGGCGUAAAACCAACUGCUCAGAUGACAGUCUGGCCGGGCACUCCCGAGUUGUCCGAGAUGCACGAAUUUUCCCGGGAAGAUCUCGUCCGGAUUAUCGGCUAUCUCGCCCGCGAACUCUACCAUGCCCAAGCACAGUUGUCCUUGCUGCAGCAACGAACGAACGGCCUACCUGCUGUCAGCCCAUUUGCGGCAGGGCAACCGAACACGGCCCUGCCCUACGCAGAUCAAACUGGCCCGAGCGUCGGGCGCUCUAGCGCCCGACAACCAUUCACCACGACGAACUCGCCCGCAAGAAGUCCCGACGUGGCCACUCUCCCCGACCCGACUCCGGCUCAGUUGACUAUUCCCGUGGUGGCCAAAUCAGCAGCAGGCCACCCAUUGACAGGUAGCCAGGCGGUGCCAACAAAGCCUGGGCCGGCAAAGGCUGAACAGGCAAAGGCUGAACAGGCAAAGGCUGAACAGGCAAAGGAUGACGCAGUGACUGGCCCAGUUGUCACUGACGGCACCACGGCUACUCCCUUUGUGGUCAGUCCGUUAGUGGUUGACCCGAUAGUGACUGUACCGGGGAUGGAUGAUCCAGUUGCGACGACCCCAGUAGUGGUUGAUGGCAAAGCGACUACUCCCAUGGUGGGCUACCCGUUAGCGGUUGACCUCUCUGAGGCCGGACAGACAAGUCUUGGUGGCACGAUGGCUCAUCCGGCAGCCGGCGAGGGGGCGGCUCCGUUAGUGAUUAAUCCGUUGGCUUUUAACCUCACUGUGGCUGCACAGGCAAGGCUUGAUGACACAAUGGCUAGUCGAGUAGUCACUGACGGCGCGAUGACUACUCCCGUUGUGGUUAAUCCGCUAGUGGUUGACCCAAUGGUGACUCUUCAGAGGGUGGAUGACCUAGUAGCGAUGGGUCCAGUGGUGGUUGACGGCGCAACGACUACUGCCAAGGUGGCCAAUCCGUUAGUGAUUGAUGCCAUUGCGGUUCGACAGGCAAGAGCUGAUGACAUACCGGCUGGACGAGAGAUCGUUGACGGCGUGGUAGCUGGUCCCGUCGUGGCCGAUAUGACCGUGGGUGACCCGACAAUGGCUGCUCAGAUUAUGACCGACCCUAGUCCCUCACUCAUCAACAUUACCUGGCUCUCUCAAAACCGUAAAGCUGUGGAUGAGUACCAAGUCAGUGCGGGGCAGAGUGUCAAUGCUUUGGUACACUCUGAGCCUGAAAUGAGUGACUACGAUGUUCCUGGUGAGGAUCCUAGUGGUCCCGGGGGACCUAAGGAAGGUGCUGGUCCGGAGCCGGCGGGAAUUGAGCAGCUCGCGUCUGAGGAGAGUUCCAUUGGCGGUGGUUUCGUGGCGGACGUGGAAGACCCCCAGUUUGACACGCGACUGACGACUCGACGUCUGGAGCGGACCGCCCCGAUCCAGCUGCGAACUCCCAUGCAACCUUCAAUGGAAGCCUCAAUAGACGCCCCGAUAGAACCGUCAGGGGAACCCUCAAUUGAACAUUCUAUACAGUCAUCUUCAGUACCGCCGGCUUGGCCGGUGCCGGCGCUGGAGCAAAUGCCGGCUAUGGAGCAAAUGCCGGCGCUGGAGCAAAUGCCGGCUGUUGGAAACCAACCGGCAAGCACCGGGGUCUGGGCUCAGAAUACGGGCGCCUGGUCAGCAGCGAGCACGGAUGCCCAGGUUCUGAAUCAAACUGAGAUUCUUCCUUCAGUAUUGGUGGCCCCCGUUCCAUCGGAACUUCCCGAGGCCGUGUUGAACUGGGCCUCUAAUGGACCGCCACAAGAAGUGCUAUUCCACUUCACGGAAGACAUCAGCCCCGUGGGGUCGGAUGACCCACCCAGCUUCCUUCCCGUUCUACCCCCGGCGUUUCCUUCCGCGCUCCCGCCUGCAAUGCUGGAGGUGCCUCAUGUCCCUGUAGAGCUUAAAUCACCGCAUAUGGAAAAUAACAAGGGUUCAACCGCAAACAACCACUCGACUCCCGAAGACAAGGGUUCGACUGCCGAAGACAAGCACAGCGAAGACAAACGAUCGGUUGCAGAUGACAAAUGCUCAAUGACAGAGAACGAAUCGGGGCGGCCGCUGGACACCACCGAUCUGACCCUCGAUCAUCAUGGCUUUGGCGACAGGGGCACGGAACCCCCGGCUGUCGACAACCUACCCCUUCAACUCCCGGCUCCUGAACCUGUGGUUACCCAUCAACCGAUCGCGGGUCACCAGAAUGAUCCCGAGGAGCCCCGGCAGCUCCAGACAGGAACUCCAGCCUACAUAGCCAGUGCGGAAUUUCCGGCAUUGACUACGGCCUUUGAGCAAUUCACGAUCCCUCACCCAAUGUCUUUUGAGCCGAACCCACCAGUGGAACCAGCACAGGAACCAGUGCACCAGGCGAAUGGGCUGGCGCAGGAGCCCACGACGGUUCCGGCACCUGAGGUCGGACUCAAAGUGGAAGAUCCGUUCGAGGAUUUGGUAGACAUGCCUGUCAUCCCUGAAUUCAUUAUGGAGCCGAUAGAUGAGCCUGGUACCCCUGAAUUUGCAGUGGACCCGGUUACCGAGGACUUGGUAGAUAUGCCUGCCAUGCCUGACUUUAUUUUGGAUCCGUUACCUGCGAUGCCUGAAUUUAUUUUGGAUCCGGUAGCCGAGCCUGCCAUGCCCGAACUUGUUUUGGAUCCGGUAGCCGAGCCCUUAAAAGAGGCACUGCGAGAAUCCUUUAGCGAGGAAGCCGAAGACGACCCAUUCGCUGAAUUGCUUGACAUGCCUCCAUUGCCCGAAUUCCAGUUGGAUUCCAUUGGCCCCGCUCUGCUGGCCCCUAUCCAGAUCACUUCCCCUCCUGCAUUGGCCAAUCCAGGUCCUGUCUCAGAUUCUCUUCAUCUCGUGGCAUUGAGCGGUUUAGAUGAACGUUUUAGCGAGGGUCUAAAUCGUUUUGCCGGAAUUCAGACAAAGGUUCUCGAGGCUACAGAAACAACGAAUGAGGGUCGAGGAGACCGAGGGGACUCUGGGAAUGAUCCACUGCGUUUUGUGCCUCAGUAG